Boeremia exigua is the source of this 1335-nucleotide messenger RNA. Its product is annotated as pyridoxal phosphate-dependent transferase. Gene Ontology annotation, molecular function: L-2-aminoadipate:2-oxoglutarate transaminase activity; pyridoxal phosphate binding. Gene Ontology annotation, biological process: biosynthetic process. The coding region runs from base 1 to 1335 and encodes 444 amino acids. The record is from RefSeq and is a predicted model, not a curated record. NCBI's taxonomy places the organism in Eukaryota, Fungi, Ascomycota, Dothideomycetes, Pleosporales, Didymellaceae. The transcript has 6 exons.
AUGACAGCCUUCUCGCCGCACAAUAUCGCCGGGUCGGCCACCAGCAAGAAGAAGCUAAUCAACCUUCUGAGAGGGCACUAUGGACCAGAUCAUGGAGACGGGCGCUUACGCAACCACCUCGCGUCGUGGCUGACGACUUUCUAUAAGCCCCAGGAACCUAUUACUGAUGAUCGAAUUGCAAUCUCCGGAGGAGCUUCGCAGAACCUCGCGGUUCUCUUGAACGUGUUCACUGACCCAUCUUAUACUAGGCGAGUAUGGUUCGUGGCGCCGGCAUACCACCUGUCCUUCCGCAUCGUACAGGACGCUGGAUUUCACGACAAGUUUCGUGCUGUACCUGAAGAUGAGGAAGGCAUAGAUAUUGAUUACUUCAGAAAUGAGAUUAAGAAGGUUGAAGAGGAGGCGCUCAGCCCAGGUGUCGUGCAACCGAAGCACAAACCGGUGUCACGGCCUUGGGCCAAAGUGUACAAACACGUGAUUUAUUGCGUACCGACGUUUUCCAAUCCUUCGUCGAAAACCAUGAGCUUGAGGCGACGCACGGAGCUGUUAGAAUUGGCACGAGAGUACGAUGCUCUCGUCAUUACGGAUGAUGUAUACGACUUCCUGCAAUGGCCAUCGAAGAUCACCUCUGAGUCCGAGACAUUGUCUGUGGAGCAAUCCCAUUUGCCUAGAAUCGUAGACAUCGAUCGCACGCUUGAUGGGGGUGCUGAAAGAGAAGGCGCCGAUGGCUUCGGUAACGCAGUCUCGAAUAUGAGCUUUUCGAAGAUCUCUAGUCCCGGGUUGAGGUGCGGCUGGUGCGAAGGUACACCAAAGUUUGUCUCAGGUGUUGCAGAAGUGGGAUCAACUCGUUCCGGUGGUAACCCUAGUCAGUUUGUUUCCAACAUCCUAGCUGAAGCUAUGGAAAAUGGCCAACUUCAACGCCAUGUAUACGAGCAACUGCAGCCGGCAUAUGGCAACCGUUAUCGCUCAAUGAUCAAAGCUAUCAACGACCUGCUGGUUCCGCUUGGCGUUCGGCUGCCCCAAACGCAUCGUAGUAUCGUCGGUGGUUACUUCAUUUGGCUCACCUUACCGGAUGGCAUGGAGUGUGGUGUUUUUGUGGACCGUGCUAGAGAGGAUGAGAAUAUAGUUGUUGCACAGAUUCCCGGUGACAAUGGCCAUCCACGUACGUCUUUCAAGAACGACAUCCGCGUCUGCUUUGCAUGGGAAGAAGAGGAUGCGUUGGUUGAAGGCAUCGAACGCCUGGCCACUGUAAUACGCACGAUGCAACACGAGCAGAACACUACUGGCAGCUACAAGAUCCGACUGCAGGUGGAGCAGGAAUCAAAGCGCUUCUGGUAG